UUAAUAAUUUCCAAACAAAAUGGGCUGCGCCGUAAGUACAGCGCGAGAUAAGGAAGCUAUUGAGCGUUCCAAAAGCAUUGAUCGUGCAUUGCGUGAGGAAGGAGAGCGUGCCGCAUCGGAGGUGAAAUUAUUGCUGUUGGGUGCUGGUGAAUCUGGCAAAUCGACAAUUGUCAAACAAAUGAAAAUCAUUCACGAAUCCGGCUACUCCCAACAGGAAUGUGAAGAAUAUCGCCGUGUCGUCUACAGCAAUACCAUACAAUCGUUGAUGGCCAUCAUACGUGCUAUGGGACAUUUGAAAAUUGAUUUUGCGGAUCCAUCAAAAACGGAAGUGGCCCGUCAAUUCUUUACAUAUGCCUCAGCGGCCGAGGAGGGCAUUCUGCUACCCGAACUAGUAUUACUAAUGAAGAAAUUAUGGGCCGAUGCCGGCGUCCAACAGUCAUUUUCACGUUCACGAGAAUAUCAAUUGAAUGAUUCCGCAGCCUAUUAUCUCAAUUCAUUGGAUCGUAUAUCGGCGCCAAAUUAUGUACCCACACAGCAGGAUGUGUUGCGCACGCGUGUUAAAACCACCGGCAUUGUGGAGACACAUUUCAAGUGUAAAGGUUUAUAUUUCAAAAUGUUUGAUGUUGGCGGCCAACGUUCGGAACGUAAAAAAUGGAUUCAUUGUUUUGAAUGUGUGACAGCAAUUAUCUUCUGUGUAGCAUUAUCGGGCUACGAUUUAGUAUUAGCUGAAGAUGAAGAAAUGAAUCGCAUGAUUGAAUCGCUGAAACUUUUCGAUUCGAUUUGUAAUUCGAAAUGGUUUGUGGAAACCUCAAUAAUAUUGUUCUUAAACAAAAAGGAUUUGUUUGAAGAAAAAAUCAAAAGAUCUCCAUUGACAAUAUGUUUUCCUGAAUAUACAGGACCCAAUACAUUUGAAGAUGCUGCCUGUUAUAUUCGAAUGAAAUUCGAAAGUCUAAACAAACGUAAAGAUCAAAAGGAAAUCUAUACACAUUUUACCUGUGCCACAGAUACAAAUAAUGUACAAUUUGUAUUCGAUGCCGUCACUGAUGUCAUAAUUAAAAACAAUCUCAAAGAUUGUGGUUUAUUUUAGAUACGUUUAUUUUAUUUCUCUUUAAAUAUUAUUA
Molecule: messenger RNA, 1121 nt
Organism: Musca vetustissima
Lineage: Eukaryota; Metazoa; Arthropoda; Insecta; Diptera; Muscidae
Gene: Galphai
Product: G protein alpha i subunit
Exons: 5
Coding region: 20-1087 (355 amino acids)
Biological process (GO): adenylate cyclase-modulating G protein-coupled receptor signaling pathway
Cellular component (GO): heterotrimeric G-protein complex
Molecular function (GO): GTP binding; GTPase activity; G protein-coupled receptor binding
Source: RefSeq, a predicted model, not a curated record